Molecule: messenger RNA, 1545 nt
Organism: Scatophagus argus
Lineage: Eukaryota; Metazoa; Chordata; Actinopteri; Scatophagidae
Gene: uts2r3
Product: urotensin-2 receptor 3
Exons: 1
Coding region: 64-1197 (377 amino acids)
Biological process (GO): neuropeptide signaling pathway
Cellular component (GO): membrane
Molecular function (GO): urotensin II receptor activity
Source: RefSeq, a predicted model, not a curated record
UUUAUCAUUUGCUGGCUGUAUUAAUUUUAACUUUCAAAACUUUUAUUUCAAUAAUUUCACAUUAUGGAUCUCUCAGGCUCUUUGCCUCCAUCUUCCCUCUACGUCUUCCCCAACUUCUCUGUGCCCUCCUCCUCUCCCUCCACCUCUCCAUCACCCAGCCUGGCCUCCACAGCUCUCUUCUGCUCCCUUCUUUCCCUCCUCUCCUUGCUGGGCAUCACAGGAAACCUGUACACCCUGGGCCUCCUCCUAAGGCGCAGGGGAGGUAGGAGAAGACGUGGAGCAGGACCAAACUGCUGCCUAAUGAGAGUACCAGUACCAUCCUGCCUUGCCAACUCCUCCUCCCCUUCUUCCUCACCUAUCUCCUCUUCCUCCUCCUCGUCCUCUCUUCACCUCCAGGUGCUGAGCCUUGCUCUUGCCGAUCUGCUCUACCUUUUCACUGCUCCGUUCAUCGUGUAUGACAGCCUGGCGUCCGGUUGGGCCUUUGGUGAGCUGGGCUGCCGCCUACUCCUGAGCCUCGACCUUCUCACCAUGCACGCUUCCAUCUUCACUCUCACUGCCAUGAGUCUCGACCGCUACCGGGCUGUUGCUCGUCCUCUGCACACAUCCUCCUCCAACUCCUCUGGCCUGCUACGUGUAGGUUUGGCCUGGGGACUGGCUGUGGCCCUUAGUCUGCCCAUGAUGAUCACGCUUCACCUGGAGGAUGGGGAAAACCAGGAGGGCCAGCUGUGUGUUCCAGCGUGGGAUGAGCAGAGCUCCAAGGCCUAUCUGAGCGUGCUCUUUUGCACCAGCAUUCUUGGUCCUGGGUUGGCCAUUGGAGCACUUUAUGCUACGCUAGGUCGGCUUUAUUGGGUGUCUCAGACAAGGCCUGUCUGGGCCAGCGGAAGCAGCACUGCUUGUACUCCCCGAGCCCCUAAACCCAAAGUCCUGCUCCUCAUCCUGGGUAUUGUCCUGGCCUUCUGGGCCUGCUUCCUCCCUUUCUGGAUCUGGCAGCUGCUGCCUCUGUACCAGCCCGACAUGUUGCGGACAGUGCCAGUAGGGACUCAGGUGACAGUGAAUCGUAUCCUCACAGGGCUGACCUAUGGAAACUCCUGCGUAAAUCCUUUCUUCUACACGCUAUUGACUGGAAAACGAAGACGAAACCGGCAAACGCUGACAUCAGCAAAUCAGCUCUGCCGUAAGAGCAGUCCAAUGCAGUAGAGAGAGAGUGUGUGUGUGUGUGUGUGUGUGUGUGUCUCCCUGGGAGUUAAGACAAUAAGUAAGUCAGUGUGCACACAUGUGUGUGAAAAGAUGCUUUAUGAGUUCCAUGACAGACACCAAAGAUCACUGAUUUAUCCUUAGCCUGCUAACUGAGGAUACAGAACAAUACUAAGCAAAUGACAGCACUUUGUACAAAUGCUAUGUGAAAGAAAAAUAUUUCCUAUGAGGAGACGAUCCAAAAAGACAAUCUCUGUAAUACAAGUCAUCUAAUUUACACAAUCUGCCAAUAUAUCAAAUAAUACGUCUUUAAUUGCUGUAGUAACCAAGUUCACAUAUUGACAAUAGCUG